CCACUAUUAGAAUUGGUUCCCCCACAACCCCGAAAUCGGAAGCGUUCGGGCCUCUGUAGCAGAGGACCCUUUUGUCUAAACUAAAGGAAGGAUGUGAUUUUGGGAGUCGCGGUUGUUGGUUUUCCAGGAGGCUGGAGAAGAAGAAGCCUGGGAUUUGUUUUGGAUGGUCUGUUAUGCCCGGAAUUUAAAAUGGCUUCAAGGGGAACAAUUGAGACCAGCAAGCUGAAGCAGAACCUGGAAGAGCAACUGGAUAGACUAAUGCAGCAGUUGCAAGACCUAGAGGAGUGUAGAGAUGAACUGGAGGCAGAUGAGUACGAAGAAACCAAGAGGGAAACCCUCGAGCAGCUGAGCGAGUUCAACGAUUCCCUGAAGAAGAUCAUGUCUGGAAACAUGACUUUGGUAGAUGAACUCAGUGGGAUGCAGCUGGCUAUACAAGCAGCCAUCAGCCAGGCUUUUAAAACCCCCGAAGUCAUCAGGAUGUUUGCCAAAAAACAGCCUGGGCAGUUACGGACAAGACUGGCAGAGAUGGACAGAGAUCUGAUUGUUGGAAAGCUGGGGCGGGACCUCUACACUCAGCAGAAAGUGGAAAUCCUCACUGCUCUCAGGAAGCUUGGAGAGAAGCUUACUCCUGAUGAUGAGACUUUUCUUUCAACGAAUGCAAGAGCUGCUCUCAGUCAGUUUGAGAGAGUCUCCAGUGACCUUGGAUCAGGCGACAAAGUCUUCGCGCUGGCCAGUUUUGAGGUAGAAAAGUCAAAGCAAUGAAGGCAAGCUGUGUUCACCUGCGUUGGAUCUGAGUGUUUUGUUUCUUUUUUACCAUGUUGUAUUUGUGUGUUUCUUACAAACUUUUUUGUAAUGCUCUUUAUAUUAACGGCAACUGAAAACAAAAAAAGCUUUUAAAGUGCCCUUUUGCGUGCCUGGCAUCAUAAGGUCAGAGGUUAAGAACACUAAGUGGUACUUCUUAAAAUGAGGAAACGAAACUGAGCUACCUAACCCACUGUGACUGUCAUCUUUUAAACGUAUGGAAAUGUACACAUAUCCCCCCCACACGUCUUUGAAAUGUGCAUUCUCUAGUAAAACCUUUUCUCUCUCUC
Messenger RNA from Rhineura floridana, 1091 nucleotides. RefSeq names its product leucine zipper and CTNNBIP1 domain containing (gene LZIC). Gene Ontology annotation, cellular component: nucleus; beta-catenin destruction complex; cytosol. Lineage: Eukaryota; Metazoa; Chordata; Lepidosauria; Squamata; Rhineuridae. The transcript is spliced from 7 exons. The record is from RefSeq and is a predicted model, not a curated record. Gene Ontology annotation, molecular function: beta-catenin binding. The coding region runs from base 190 to 762 and encodes 190 amino acids. Gene Ontology annotation, biological process: negative regulation of Wnt signaling pathway.